This is a messenger RNA of Trichechus manatus latirostris (Florida manatee), 701 nucleotides long. RefSeq names its product transmembrane protein 150C (gene TMEM150C). NCBI's taxonomy places the organism in Eukaryota, Metazoa, Chordata, Mammalia, Sirenia, Trichechidae. Bases 78 to 701 code for a protein of 207 amino acids. The record is from RefSeq and is a predicted model, not a curated record. The transcript is spliced from 7 exons. Gene Ontology annotation, cellular component: plasma membrane.
CCGCAGUGCCGUCCGCCGAGCCUCUGCACUGUCCGCCGGCUGCGGCCGCUGCCCCGUCCUUUGACAGUGUUAUAGGCAUGGAUGGGAAGAAAUGCAGUGUCUGGAUGUUCUUACCUCUUGUAUUUACCUUGUUUACUUCAGCUGGAUUAUGGAUAGUAUACUUUAUAGCUGUGGAAGAUGACAAAAUUUUCCCGUUAAAUUCAGAAGAAAGGAAACCUGGUGCAAAGCAUGCACCAUAUAUAAGUAUUGCAGGUGAUGAAGCUCCUGCAAGCUGUGUGUUUAGUCAGGUAAUGAACAUGGCAGCAUUUCUAGCUCUUGUGGUAGCAGUUCUGCGCUUCAUACAACUGAAACCAAAGGUUUUAAACCCGUGGCUGAAUAUUAGUGGAUUGGUGGCACUGUGUCUGGCUUCCUUUGGAAUGACCUUACUUGGUAAUUUUCAGCCCAGUUUUAAUGUGGCUGAUGAGGGUGCUUUCCUUGACUGCUUCUCCCCAGACUUCAUCCUCAUGGGCCAAGGCAUCCACAUGUAUGCAGCCAGGAUCCAGUGGGGCCUGGUCAUGUGCUUCCUGUCUUACUUUGGCACCUUCGCUGUGGAGUUCCGACAUUAUCGCUACGAGAUUGUUUGUUCCGAGUACCAGGAGAAUUUCCUAAGCUUCUCAGAAACCCUGUCAGAAGCUUCUGAAUACCAAACUGACCAGGUGUAA